AUGGCGGAUUUCGGUGAAUACCCGCCUAAUAUGGCGCCCCAGGAUGCCCUGGUCGUGCGAGAGCAAGCCGGACCUGACCACGCCGUGGUCAAAUACUCGGCGGAGGACCUCUCCAGGCCCAAGGCUGGCCCAGCAAACCCCUUCAAAGAGGAAACGACGGCAGCCGUGAAGCGCAAGAAGGUCUUGACAGGUACGGCGGAAGAGACAUACAUUUCGGAGCACACUUUCCGCAGCAAACACAGAGCGAUUGAGCGGCGAGGCGGCCCCGAGCGCGAGUACCAAACUGUUGCGGAGCGCAAGCAGGCAGACGCCCUGGUCCGCGCCUCGCGUGAGAGCAAGGGCAGCGCAACCAUUGCAGAAGGCCCCGGAAGCUAUGUUGGUCCCUGGGCGCGCUACAAAAGGGCCGAAUACGAAGUCGUCGACGAAAACGAGCAGCUAGCGAGCGACGAAGAGUACGAGAUUGUCGAGGAGGACGAGGACGAUGUGGUGGAGAGCGGCACAGUUUUGAAAGCACCCGAAGCUUCGCUGGCGCGCCGCAAGGAGGUCGAAGAGCUGGGCGACGAGACGACAAUAUUCAACGGCUCGCAAGAGCUCGACUACCAGGGCCGAACAUACAUGCACGUGCCGCAAGAUCUGGACAUUGACCUGCGCAAGGAUGUCGGCAGCGUUACAAACUUUAUCCCCAAAAAGCAGGUGCAUGUCUGGAAGGACCACGGCGGCGCGGUCACGGCGCUGCGCUUUCUUCCCGAGUCAGGCCAUCUUCUGUUGUCUGGUGGCGCCGACACGACGGUUCGCAUUCGCGACAUGUACCACGAUCGCGAGCUUCUUCGCACGUACUCGGGCCACAGCAAGGCUAUUUCGAGCUUGAGCUUCAACCGCGACGGCACGCAGUUCCUGUCGGCCUCGUACGACCGCAUGAUGAAGCUCUGGGACACUGAAAAGGGCGUUUGCGUCAGCAAGUUCACCACCGGCAAGACGCCGCACGUCGUCGAGUUCAACCCGGAUCCGGAGCACAGCCACGAGUUUCUCGCCGGUAUGUCGGACAAGAAGAUUGUGCAAUACGACGUGCGCGCGCCGCCGACGGAGAUUGUGCAGGAGUACGACCACCACCUGGCGGCCAUCAACACCAUCGUCUUUGUCGACCAGAACCGGCGCUUCAUGACGACGUCAGACGACAAGUCGCUGCGCGCCUGGGACUACAACAUCCCCGUGCCGAUCAAGUACAUUGCCGAGCCUGACAUGUACCCGAUGACGCGCGCGGCGGCGCACCCGAGCGGCAAGUACGUGGCGUACCAGAGCUCCGACAACCAGAUCCUCGUGUUUGGCGCAACGGACAAGUUCCGCCAGAACCGCAAGAAGAGCUACCGCGGGCACCACAACGCGGGCCUAGGCAUCGACCUCGACUGCAGCCCAGACGGGCAGUUCCUGGCCUCGGGCGACUCGGCCGGCUACGUCUGCUUCUGGGACUGGAAGACGUGCAAGAUGUACCACAAGAUCAAGGCGGGCAACCAGGCGGUGACGUGCGUCAAGUGGCACCCGCAGGAGACGAGCAAGGUCGUCACGGCGGGCCUGGACGGCGAGAUCAAGUAUUGGGAUUAA
Molecule: messenger RNA, 1599 nt
Organism: Akanthomyces muscarius
Lineage: Eukaryota; Fungi; Ascomycota; Sordariomycetes; Hypocreales; Cordycipitaceae
Exons: 1
Coding region: 1-1599 (532 amino acids)
Biological process (GO): mRNA splicing, via spliceosome
Cellular component (GO): catalytic step 2 spliceosome
Molecular function (GO): protein binding; mRNA binding
Source: RefSeq, a predicted model, not a curated record